Messenger RNA from Aspergillus welwitschiae, 3647 nucleotides. RefSeq names its product ATP-dependent RNA helicase MTR4. Gene Ontology annotation, biological process: maturation of 5.8S rRNA; RNA catabolic process. The record is from RefSeq and is a predicted model, not a curated record. Gene Ontology annotation, cellular component: nucleus. NCBI's taxonomy places the organism in Eukaryota, Fungi, Ascomycota, Eurotiomycetes, Eurotiales, Aspergillaceae. Gene Ontology annotation, molecular function: ATP binding; RNA binding; RNA helicase activity. Bases 78 to 3338 code for a protein of 1086 amino acids. The transcript has 5 exons.
CAGUGAGACGGUGCAGAACGUCAACCACCGUCCAGGCCAGUGUGCAUUCCCGCGUCCUUUGUGGCAGACUGUCGACGAUGGAUGAGCUUUUCGACGUCUUCGAGGACCAGCCUCAGGCCGUUAGGCCUGCGGACGGAGCUCCCAAACGAGCGAAGAAAGACAAGAGCAAGAAGCGACAGGUCAAUGGCGACGUGAAGGAGGACGGUGCUGCUACGGAAACCCCUACGGAAACCCCUGAGGAUGUCGAGAUCACGGAUGCGCCUGUUGUCGAAGAAGAAGAUGAAGCGAAGGAGGACGAAGAAAGCCCCGCCGCCGACAACAAUGAACAACCGGAUGCGAAACGCCCGCGCCUCGAGAAGGAGCCGGAGCCUGUGGUAGCGGACUCAUUCGAGACGGAGCAGGAGCGCGAAGUCGCGGGAUCAGCAGGCCUUCAGGGCGUCAACGACUCUACCUCUGUCAAGUUGUCCCACCAGGUGCGGCAUCAGGUCGCCAUCCCGCCGAAGUACCCAUACGUGCCCAUUUCCGAACACAAGCCGCCGGAGACCCCCGCCAGAGUGUGGCCAUUCACGUUGGAUCCUUUCCAGCAGGUUGCGAUUGCUUCGAUUCAGAGAGAAGAAAGUGUCUUGGUUUCAGCCCAUACUAGUGCCGGAAAAACCGUGGUCGCCGAGUACGCCAUUGCGCAGUGUUUGAAGAACAACCAGAGAGUUAUCUAUACGAGUCCGAUCAAGGCUUUGAGUAACCAGAAGUACCGAGAGUUUGCUGAGGAAUUUGGAGAUGCGGGCUUGAUGACUGGAGAUGUCACCAUCAAUCCCACAGCCACUUGCCUUGUCAUGACAACUGAGAUUUUGCGGUCCAUGCUGUACCGGGGUUCUGAGAUCAUGCGCGAAGUUGCCUGGGUCAUUUUUGAUGAAAUUCACUACAUGCGUGAUGCGAUCAGAGGUGUCGUCUGGGAGGAAACCAUUAUCUUGUUGCCCGACAAGGUUCGAUAUGUAUUCUUGUCUGCCACCAUUCCCAAUGCUAUGCAAUUCGCCGAAUGGGUAACAAAGAUGCACAACCAACCAUGCCAUGUCGUCUAUACCGAUUUCCGGCCGACCCCACUACAACACUACUUCUUCCCUAAUGGAUCGGAAGGUAUGCAUCUUAUUGUGGAUGAGAAGGGAGUAUUCCGCGAGGAGAAUUUCCAGAAAGCCAUGAGCAGUAUCGCCGACAAGAGGGGCGACGACCCGUCUGAUGCGAUGGCUAAGCGGAAAGGAAAGGGCAAGGACAAGAGAUUGAACAAGGGUGGCACUCAGGAAAAGAGCGACAUCUUCAAGAUCGUGAAGAUGGUCAUGCUCAAGAACCUGAAUCCCGUCAUUGUGUUCAGUUUCAGCAAGCGCGAAUGUGAGAGCUGUGCUCUGCAGAUGAAGAACUUGGCCUUCAACGACGAUUCCGAGAAAGAGAUGGUUCAGAAGGUCUUUGACAGCGCGAUCGAAAUGCUGUCCGAGGAGGACAGGGAUUUGCCCCAAAUUCAGAAUAUCUUGCCUCUUCUUCGCAGGGGUAUUGGUGUCCACCACUCUGGUCUGCUCCCCAUCCUCAAAGAGACGAUUGAGAUUCUUUUCCAAGAAGGUCUGAUCAAGGUACUCUUCGCCACUGAGACGUUCUCUAUUGGUCUUAACAUGCCUGCGAGAACUGUCGUCUUCACAAGCGUCCGGAAAUUCGACGGCUUCAGCCAGCGUUGGGUCACGCCAUCGGAGUUUAUUCAGAUGUCUGGCCGUGCUGGUCGAAGAGGUCUUGAUGAUCGCGGUAUCGUUAUCAUGAUGGUCGGUGAGGAGAUGGACCCCGCCGUGGCGAAGGAAAUUGUCCGUGGUGAACAGGAUCGACUUAAUUCGGCUUUCCAUUUGGGUUACAACAUGAUUCUUAACCUCAUGCGUGUGGAAGGCAUCUCACCCGAAUUUAUGCUGGAGAAAUGUUUCUAUCAAUUCCAAAACACCGCCGGUGUCGCAGAGCUUGAGAAACAACUUACGGAAAUGGAAGAGAAGCGUGCCAAUCUCAGCAUCCCCGAUGAAGGAACCAUCCGCGAGUACUACGAUCUGCGCAAGCAGCUCCGCAAGUUCGGCGAUGAUGUGCAGGCAGUGAUGAGCCAUCCCGAGCAUUGCCUGUCAUACAUGACACCUGGGCGCUUGGUUCAAAUCAAGCACAAGGACCUUGAGUUCGGGUGGGGCAUCGUUGUCAACUGGAAGCAUCGCAAGCCGCCGAAGAAUUCGAACGAAGAGUUCAACGAUCAUCAGAAGCAUGUAGUGGAUGUUCUCCUUAACAUUGCCGAUGGAGAUUCCGUGGGCACCAAAUCGUUCGAGGACUUACCGGCUGGCGUCAGGCCACCCAAGGAGGGCGAAAAAUCUCGCAUGGAGGUCGUGCCAGUUGUUCUCAGCUGUAUUCAGAGCAUUGCGCAUGUUUGCCUCCGUCUUCCCAAAGACUUGAAGCCAAAUGACACACGGAACAACUUGAAGAACACCCUAGAGGAAGUGAAGAAGCGCUUCCCGGAUGGCAUUGCCACUCUUGAUCCUAUCGAGAACAUGGGUAUCAAGGAUGACGAGUUCAAAAAGACGCUCAGGAAAAUCGAGGUUCUAGAGUCCCGUCUUCUCUCCAACCCCCUGCACGAGUCGCCACGGUUACCCGAAUUAUACGAUCAGUACUCCGAGAAGGUGAAUUUGGGAACCAAGAUCAAGGAGACCAAAAAGAAGAUCUCGGAUGCCAUGGCAAUUAUGCAACUCGAAGAGUUGAAAUGCCGUAAGCGUGUACUUCGUCGAUUCGGGUUUAUCAACGAGGCCGAAGUUGUACAACUGAAGGCACGCGUUGCCUGUGAGAUUAGUACUGGUGACGAAUUGAUGCUCAGUGAACUUCUAUUCAACGGUUUCUUCAAUAACCUUACGCCAGAGCAAGUGGCAGCUGCCUUGAGCGUCUUCGUCUUCGAAGAGAAGACCAAGGAGACCCCUGCUCUGACACGGGAAGACCUCGCGAAGCCCCUCAGGGAGAUCCAAGCGCAGGCUCGGAUCGUCGCCAAGGUCUCCCAGGAGUCCAAGUUGGCGGUCAACGAGGAGGAAUACGUGCAAGGUUUCCACUGGGAGCUGAUGGAGGUCAUCUUUGAAUGGGCGAACGGCAAGUCUUUUGCUGACAUCUGCAAAAUGACCGAUGUCUACGAAGGCAGUCUGAUUCGCGUCUUCCGCCGAUUGGAAGAGUGUCUCCGACAGAUGGCGCAGGCAGCCAAGGUCAUGGGAAGCGAAGAUUUGGAGGGUAAAUUCGAGACUGCCUUGACCAAGGUGCGCAGAGACAUUGUCGCCGCCCAGUCCUUGUAUCUCUAAGGUACUGCUACCUAUCAUUAGUAGUUCUUGUAUCUAUCUACCUUCUUCUGUGGGUCAGUAUUGUCCUCCUCAUUCAUCAUCAUCAUCAUCAUCUCUGUUGUAAAGGAUGGUUUGCGCGGUAUAUCUGGGUGGUCGCAUUUUUUCUGGCGUCAGGCUUCCCAAAAGGAUUUGGAUUUGUUUUUCAUUUAUUCUUACUAUCUGUAAAUGAGAUAUCUCAUUCCCUUUCAUCUUUUGCUUUCUGUUACCUGAAGCCUAUGUGAUGUACACAAUAUAUUUAGACUACAUCAAGAAGCAACCCUUUCAAUCAGG